AUGUUAAACGUUGCAGCAGAUCUCGUCCGAAACAAAUUUAUUUCGUCAUACGAAGCGGAAAAGCAGUUUGGGAUUCCGCGUCGGACCAUUCUCAAUAAAUCUAAAAACAUACACAUUAAACCAUUUGGGCGACCCACAGAGCUAUCAGCUGAGGAAGAAGCCCAUAUCGCAGACGUAGUGAAUCUUUCUGCUGAAUUUGGCUGUCCUUUAACUAUUUUAGAUCUGCGCAUUGUAGUUUACAAUUAUUUAGUAAAAUGCAGCAAAGAUUACCUUUUUAAAGGAAAAAUGCCAGGUGAACGUUGGGCUCGUGCUUUUUUACAACGUCACAAUUUUUCCCAAAGGGCAACUCAAAAUAUAAAAAGAAGUCGUGCUGCGAAAACAGUAGAGGAAAUUAAUGAAUAUUUUAAUAAUCUUGAAACUUCACUCAAAGACAUUCCCGCCGGUAACAUCCUUAAUUUUGAUGAAACAAAUUUGAGUGACGACCCCGGGUUAAGAAAGUGUAUUUUUAAACGAGGUACAAAACACCCAGAAAGGAUUAUAAAUGCCAGCAAAAGUGCAGUUUCAAUAAUGUUUAGUGGAACUGCAGAUGGCAAUUGUCUACCACCCUAUGUGGUUUACAAGGCAGAUCAUUUGUGGAGCAGCUGGUGUGAGAAUGGACCAAAAAAUGCUCGGUAUAAUCGAACCAAAUCUGGGUGGUUCGAUAUGAUAUGUUUUGAUGAUUGGUUUAAAAGUAUAGUUGUGCCGUGGGCUAACUCUCUAGACGGCGUUAAACUUAUGAUCGGUGAUAACUUAGCGUCGCACCUAAGCGUCGAGACAAUUCAAAUAUGUCAAAGUAAAAACAUCAGAUUCGUUUUUCUUCCAAAAAAUGCUACACACUUAACUCAGCCGCUAGACGUUGCAUUUUUUAGACCAAUGAAACGAUAUUGGCGUGAAAUUUUAACAAAUUAUAAAGCUACAUACAGCACUGCAAGUACAAUCAAUAAAUGCCAUUUUCCACAGCUACUGCAAGAGCUAAUGACUAAAAUAGACAUGACAAAAGAGACCAAUAUACGUAAAGGAUUUGAGGGAUCUGGAAUAUUUCCUUUCAAUCCUUCAAGGGUGACAUUAAAAAUACCAACAUUACGAGAAGAAAAUACUGGUCAGUUUGAUGCCAGCCUACUGGAGUUUUUACAGCAAAAUAGGCAAUCACAGCCAAUGAAAACAGGCAAAAACAGCAAGCUUACAGUCGUACCCGGUAAAUCUAUAUCAACCGAAGAAGCAGAAGAGCUUGCUAAAGCUAAAAAGGUGAAAAAGCAUACAAGAACAACUAAACAGAAAGAGAAAAAGGAUGUACCUUUACCGGGACCUUCAAAAUUAACUACUGUAAAAAAGAAAAUAAAGUAUACUGAAACUAAAAGCCUUGGAUCAAACGACACCUACGAGCUAGACGCUACCUUCGAAGACAACUUGGCACAAUUACACUGUUCAUGGUUGAUGCUCCAAAAUCCUGAGAGCCUUUGUAGGCUUUGCAUAAGUGCUAUAAACAUUUACUUGCACCCUUUAGUGGCAGGUUCAAAUAAUUUCGAGCAUUGCCUAAAGAAUUUGCCAAAGAACUCCAAAAUGAACACAUCGUUUUGCGAAGACACACCAGAAUGUGUGCAGUUGAAAAUAGGUAAUGAUCCUGAUCCAAUGAAAAUGAAAAACCCAAACAAGAAUAAAAAACCUAAAGUAAUAAUUAUGUCUAAUAUAGUUAUAAAAGAAGCCUCUCCAGAAAAAAAAGUAGUUUUACGGGAUAUAAAUACAGAAAUGAAUAAAGGAAAGAGACAUGCCAGUACUUCACGAGGACCGUCAUCUAAAAUUAAAAGAAAAGAAAAAAAAAUUGUGUACCAUAGCGACUCAAGCCUGACAUCGGAAACUUCAUUUCAAGCUGCAGACGACUCCGACUAUGAAAAUUUUGAUGAUUAUAUUGCAUCAUGUUUACAAGAACAAGAAGAACAAGAAAACAUAUGCCCUUUCGGAUUGAGUGAUAUUGAUUUUUAUGUUGAAAAUUCUCUUGGACUUCAAGAAAACUGCUGGAUAAUAGCUAAAUUUGCUUCGAAAAAAAGUAUUAAACACUUUGUAGGGAAGGUUUUAUCAAUAAAAAAUCAAAUUCCUAAAGUAAAAUUCGCGCGAAAAGUAAAAAAUUCUAAGUGUGUUAAAGAAACGGUAUUCACCUACCCUAACAUUGAAGACAUAUGUGAUGUACCUGAUUUAAAAGAUGUUAUUGCAGUUUUACCUGAUCCCCAAAUUUCUCGUCGAGGACAUUUCAUAUUUAAUUUAGAUUUCGAUAAAUAUAACAUACAAUGA
This is a messenger RNA of Parnassius apollo (apollo), 2325 nucleotides long. NCBI's taxonomy places the organism in Eukaryota, Metazoa, Arthropoda, Insecta, Lepidoptera, Papilionidae. The record is from the annotation of a GenBank genome assembly.